GGGGAGAAAAAGGAAAAAAAUAAAAUCUUUAAAAAAAAAAAGAAAGAAAGAAGUGGACUGCAAGUGAGAUUAGCUUGACACAGGAAGCAUGUGACUCCUGUGUGGGGCACAAGAGGCCAGCGUCUAACAUUCACAGAACUGCUGACAGCCACAGCACAAGUGCCAGUACAGCCCAUCCAGCAGUCACCUUUCCGGGUGGAUGCACAGGACCUCAGGCAGCCCCACGUCCCUACCAGUCACUCCGCUUCCCAGACAACAGACGGCCCUCAGCUGUUCCCUGUGAGCCCGUGGAUAUCACUCAAGAUGUCCCCUUGUGGUUGCUGGGGCCUGCCGGUGGUCCUCCUCGCCCUGCUCUGCUGCCCAGGGUCUUGUGAGACGGCGUUUGAGGUAUACGUGCAGUCAGAGGUGCUGACGGUGGAAUCCGGAAUGACCUGGAAGGUCAACUGCAGUACCAACUGCACCGAGCCUGAGAUGGGUGGCCUGGAGACCAGCCUAACCAAGAAUCUGCUGGAUGAACAAGCUCAGUGGAAGCAGUUCUUGGUCUCCAAUGUCUCCCAAGACAUUGACUUGCAUUGCUACUUCAUCUGCUCCGGGGAACAGCAGUUAAAGACUCUGAACAUCGGCACGUCCUACCUUCUGGAGCAGGUGCUGCUGAAGCUGCAGCCCACUCGGGUGGCUGUGGGCACAUGGUUCACCAUCGAGUGUAGGGUGCCCGCUGUGGAAGCCUUUGAGAGCCUAACCCUCAUCUUGCUCCGUGGUAAAGAGACUCUGCACAGAAAAACCUUCGAGAAGACACCAGGCCCCCAAGAGGCCGUAGCCACGUACCAGAGGCUAGCUCACAGGAACGACAGCCACCACAACUUCUCCUGCAGAGCCGAACUGUCCCUGCAUUCUCACAGCAGGGAGGUGAUUUUCCGUAUCUCAGAGCCCCGGAUGCUUGACGUCUACGGUGGGGAAACUGAGGCUCAAAGAGGUUGAGCAACUUGUCCAAGAUCACCCAGCUAAUAAGUGGCCAAACAGAGACUGGAAGAAUCCAGGUGUGACUCCAGAGCUGGGGUGGGAGUCCAGAAGCCGCCCUUGGCCUCUCUCCCAGCCCCUGGACCCACCACCGUCCCAUCAGUGAGGGGGCACUCAUCCCCGGGGCCACCUGGGUGUUAGGGGCAGCAGCAGCUCCUGCCAGCCUGGAUGGUGGACACACCCCCCACCUCCUCCAAGCAUCAAAAUCCUACCUGGCUUUCAACGCUGAUUCUAAGGCCACCUGCUCCUCCUAAGAGGCUUUCCACACCUCCCAACCAGGUGUGUACUCACGUUUUGUACCUCUCCGUGUGCCAGACACAGCCAAAGCCACUUUGUAUUCAGA
Molecule: messenger RNA, 1360 nt
Organism: Equus caballus (horse)
Lineage: Eukaryota; Metazoa; Chordata; Mammalia; Perissodactyla; Equidae
Gene: ICAM2
Product: intercellular adhesion molecule 2
Biological process (GO): cell-cell adhesion
Cellular component (GO): plasma membrane
Molecular function (GO): integrin binding
Source: RefSeq, a predicted model, not a curated record